GAGUUACUUUCGAUUUGGCCGGAAGCUGUCGUUCAUAACUUUCUAUUUGAGCGUUAGGCGGUUAAACGAGGUUAAGAUGGCUCAACAUACGGUUAUAUUUCUCUGUGCAUUUGGACUAUUCCAGAAAGGUCUUACUGCUCAGGUAGAGACUCGGCACACUGUGAUGGCAGCAGUAGGAGAUGAAUCAUGCCUACAGUGUCAGCUGAUGCAAUCCAAAAAUGUACUGCAAGUCACCUGGCAGAAAAUGCUCCCUGAGGGCGAGGACAAUAUUGCUACUUACACCAAACAGUUUGGUCAGACAGUGAAUCCUGGUUUUAAAGGAAAAGUGGAGUUCAAAGAUGCUGGACUUCAGAACUGCUCCAUAGUCAUCAAGAACGUGAAAGACCAAGAUGAAGGAUGCUAUCGCUGUCUGUUUAACACCAUCCCUGAAGGUGCUUUCAUUGGAAGGACCUGCCUCCAGAUCUAUGAGUUGCACGGACCCUUCCUGCACGUCGUAGACUCAGUUGUCUCCUGCUCGGCCACCGGUCGACCUGCUCCCACGGUAACCCUAGAAGACGUCCCCCACUACAACUCUACAUCUGUCGCCAAUAGCAACGGGACAGUAACCGUCACCGUGACAGCCCGUCUCCACGACAACAGCGCAGAGGUUGUAUGUGCAGCACUAGUGCUCUCUGCUCCUCAGAAGAAGGCGAACAUGUCGAUUCCAGAGGUCACAAUGUUGGCUAUUACAGGUUCUGAAGAGGACUCGGAGUCUGAUAACUCUGGUUCUGGUAAGUCUUCCUCUUUGGUUUGGAUCAUUGUGCCUUUGGUACUAUCCUGUGUGUGUGUUGUUGCAAUCGCUGUCUUCCUGUGGAGAAGAAAACAUCUGAAAGGUGUGCGAGAGAAGGACUCUGAGAUGACCAAGACACCUCAGAAAACAACCACAGACCGUCAUGAGGUCCUAACACCGUUAAUAACGAAAACGAACGAGGUACGGCUAAGGAUGUCUUCUUCUGUGAAAAAACCCAAAGAAUCAGGAACAUCUCAAACAUCUCUGAAAGUUAAAGCUAAAAAAAGGUCUUUUUCAAUGAUCCCAAACUAAAUCUCUCAGGACUGUAGUGCCAAAACAGUUUUAUAGUCCUGAAAUCCUGUUUGAUUUUUUUUACAACAACACAGAACUUGUCUGUAACAGUUCAGAGGAAAAUACGUACACUGUCAUUUAAUGGUUUUUUUAAGCUGUGAACUAUUAUUUUAUACAUCUUUGUUUUCUACGUCUUCUUUUGUAUUUUCACAAUUCAUUUGUAAAACCUGAAUAGAUUACAUUUUAGAUGUGCUUAGAUAUACUUUAUUGAUCUCAAUUUGGGAUUUCUUUUGCAUGUAAUUGCAUUGCACAUGAACUGACAUAGAGUACACAAUUUAAAAUACACAGCAAUAGAAAACAUUAUAGUAGACUCACCUACUACGACUACUACUACUAGAAAACAAUAUAUGUUUGUGUGCAAAUAUGACCAUUUUGAAAUUAUUGUUUGACUUAUUGACUGGUUAUAUAUAUUAUGAAGGUUUAAAAAUCUCAAAACAAAAUAUCUGUUGAUUGUGUCAUAAAUCAUUACUUUAUUAUAGGAUAAUGUUACCAAUAAUAGGUCGUAAAAUAUCUGAAGUUUUUUUGUCGGUGUAUUCUGAGAUUAAAAAAAAAGUAAAAAGCCCCAGACAAAAUGUAAUUGUAUUGUUAGUUUAUAAAACACAGUGGUGGAAUAUGAAGUAAUGAAAACCAUGGCAUAGUAGUAAGUGUGGUGUAUUAAAUCUGGAGAUAUACAACCUCCUGUUGUACCACAUCACUCUCUGCACUCUCUAUGACCUCAGAGAGUAACUAACUGUAUAUGAACAGAUUUAAUACACCACAUAAGUAAAAUAUCUCCUUCUAAAAACUG
Eleginops maclovinus (Patagonian blennie) is the source of this 1907-nucleotide messenger RNA. RefSeq names its product OX-2 membrane glycoprotein-like. Lineage: Eukaryota; Metazoa; Chordata; Actinopteri; Perciformes; Eleginopidae. Gene Ontology annotation, molecular function: cell-cell adhesion mediator activity. The record is from RefSeq and is a predicted model, not a curated record. Gene Ontology annotation, biological process: heterotypic cell-cell adhesion; negative regulation of neuroinflammatory response. The transcript has 7 exons. Gene Ontology annotation, cellular component: axon; neuronal cell body; cell surface. The coding region runs from base 77 to 1081 and encodes 334 amino acids.